AUGAAGGGCAAUUUCACGCAUCACGAGCGGCCGGAGAUGUAUCUCUUCGAGUCUCUGGCUCUGUGCCAGAGGACUUCUGAGAAGCAGAGUGCCUCGGCCCUCGACCUUGACCACAAGGUCAAGCAGGAGACGCACAAGAUCAUUUAUAAUGUUCUUCGGUGCCCGGUUGAAAUGCGCGAGAUCUUGGCCCAGGUCUACGGUGAGUACCGUCAUUACAAUGCAGCGCUGACUCUGGAAAACUUGGCGGGCGACUUUUAUGUGCCGGGCACAAACCUCGGGAGAGGCCAGGGUGGCAGGUGGCCCGAAAUCAUGGAAGUCACGGAUGCCUGCACCAUAGCAUGGCUGGAACGUGUGGUUAGUCUUCAUCGGAGCAAGGCCCCGCCGGGGUCUUCCGUGAAGAGCCAGAAAAAUGCGCAAAUGAGCAACGAUAUGCUCCGAGAGAUGAUGGAGAUGACCUGCGUGAUGCAGUGGAUCUCACCCAGCUUGAAGAAGAUGCUUGGAGCCGGACCAGGCUUUGAGAAGAUUAUGGAAGCUUGGAAGAUGGGGACCCUCGACUGCAUGAAGUUUGUACUUUGCAGAUGCGCCUGA
Molecule: messenger RNA, 588 nt
Organism: Symbiodinium sp. CCMP2456
Lineage: Eukaryota; Dinophyceae; Suessiales; Symbiodiniaceae
Source: the annotation of a GenBank genome assembly